GUUUGCAUUAAAUUCACCAUAUCCUUCAACGCCGCAGUCAAUCUACACAAUGGUCGAUCAGAAAAGGAAAAAGACAGUGAAAAGACACGUAAAGCCAAACAGUAACCAGGUGGAUCCCAUUCAGGAGCAAGCCUCAUCAACGGCAUCACCGAAACGCCGUCGAGUGCAAAAGUCUAAACAAACGUCCAAACGAUCGAAAAGCGAAAGUGACGGUUCGGAGGACUGGGCUGAGAGCGAUCAAGAGUCAGUGGAAGGCGAGGUGACCGCCGCAGCACAGGAGGAUAUGAAAUCUGCGGUCAUUGAUAUUCCGCGUCCAAAAGGAUCACCGUUCGCAGACGCGCUUUCACCUGAUACGCUUGAGUUCAUGGCACAACUUGCCGAAAAUAAUAACCGUGAUUUUAUGCAGUUAAAUCAGGAACGUUGGCAUGCAGCCAAGCAAGAUUUCACCGACUUUGUUGGCCUCAUCAUUAAAGAGCUUCAAAGCAUGGAUCCCACAAUUUUGGUAGAAGAACCCAAGGCAGCGGUUUAUCGACAAAAUCGUGAUCUGCGUUUUACCAACGAUUUACGACCCUAUAAAAUUUACUUGUCCGCCUCUUUUUCACGAGGUGGAAAGAAAUCACCGUUUGCAGGCUAUCACAUUGCGGUAGCCCCCGGUAACAAGACCAUGGUAGCGGCCGGGAUAUGGCAACCUUCGUCUUCAAUUCUUUCCAGGAUGCGGACUGGCAUAAUGGAAAAUGCCUCUUUAAUGCGAGAAGCUUUAUCAACUGACGCGAUCAACGACAUAUUCGGAAAGGGAGGGCUGGAGGUAUUGGAAUCAUCGGACAAACUCAAGGUGGCGCCCAAGGGCGUAGCCAAGGAUCACCCUGAAAUUGAAAUGCUACGUUUCAAAUCCAUGGUGGCUUCAAAAUAUUUUGACGAUGUCGACGUCGUUUCAGAAGGAUUCUUGGAUAAAGUUUUGGAUGUUUUUGAUGCGGUGGUGCCGUUUGUAGCCGUUUUAAAUUCAUGGACCGGAUAAAAAGAUAGUAAUACUUGCCUGUAAAAUAUACAUAUCAUUGCCAUAUUCUUUCUAUUGCUGUUUGUAAUGCUGUAUAUCGCCAAUAAAAUUUUGAGCAUCGAAUUAUUUUUU
Messenger RNA from Radiomyces spectabilis, 1126 nucleotides. RefSeq lists its product as uncharacterized. Lineage: Eukaryota; Fungi; Mucoromycota; Mucoromycetes; Mucorales; Radiomycetaceae. The record is from RefSeq and is a predicted model, not a curated record. The transcript is spliced from 4 exons. The coding region runs from base 50 to 1015 and encodes 321 amino acids.